This is a messenger RNA of Colletotrichum navitas, 981 nucleotides long. RefSeq names its product glycoside hydrolase superfamily. The transcript is spliced from 4 exons. Gene Ontology annotation, molecular function: alpha-galactosidase activity. Gene Ontology annotation, cellular component: cytoplasm. Gene Ontology annotation, biological process: oligosaccharide metabolic process; glycoside catabolic process. The annotation marks the transcript as partial. Lineage: Eukaryota; Fungi; Ascomycota; Sordariomycetes; Glomerellales; Glomerellaceae. The record is from RefSeq and is a predicted model, not a curated record.
GAUCCCGUCGGGGAACAGGCGGGGUGCCCAGGAGUGUUGGGACGAAAGUUCAAUGGUGCGCGUAGAGUUGUGAUGACCUCACUUAAGCUUAGUCGAACAGCUUGCUCCCGGAGAAGAAGGGCCCGCGACGAUGGAAUUGCAGACAGGGGUCAGUAGUACUGCCGGACUUGGCACCUAUAUGGUUUUGAGCUAUAAGACGGGCAUAACUUGGUCGAAUAGUUGCACACAGCUAUUGUCGAGAGCUUUGUCGAUUACGCCGUUGUGAGCUUUCAAUUGAACCACAGCAAACCAGCCAUGGCUAUCGUUGCGUUCAGCCUGUUGAUGGUCCUUGGCGGCCGGGCUUCAGCCAAGACGUACAAGACUCCGACGCCUCAGAUGGGAUGGAACAGUUACAACUACUAUAACUGCUACAUCAACGAGACGAUUAUCAAAUCUAACGCGCAUGCGCUGGUCGACACGGGUCUUGCCGAGGCCGGAUAUACCACCGUCACGACGGACUGCGGUUGGUUGUCUACGGAGCGGGCGGCCGACGGGCAGCUCGAAUGGAACCCGGAGCUGUUCCCAUCCGGAGGCGGCAAGGAGCUGGGAGACUAUAUCCACAAUCUCGGCCUCAAGUUUGGUGUCUACUCCGGCGGUGGCUACUUUCAAUGCGGUUCCACGGACCAGCCUGCGUCUCUGCACCAUGAGCUCAUCGAUGCCAAAUCGUUCGCCGCAUGGGGCGCGGACUCCCUCAAAUACGAUAACUGCUACGCCGUGGAGCCCGAUGUCAUGGUAGACUACCGGCACCCAGAGGCCAUUUCCCCGGACCGUUUCGAGAUAAUGGCCGAGGCGCUGAACACAACCGACCGCGACAUCCUCUACCAGGUUUGUCAGUGGGGGACUGGCUAUGAUCUGGGUAUUUGGGCACCGAAGAUUGGAGGCAACAGCUACAGAAUCAGCAACGACAUCUACAAUGGAUGGCGGAGCAUUUGGCGCAUCGCC